AUGCAAACAUUAAUAAUAACUUUGGCUUUAUCUGUGAGUGGCGUCUUGGGCCAAGAAGGCUGGUCUAUAGUGGGUAAUCCACUAUUGCACGCUCAUCCCUGUACGAACGAAUCAAGCAUCGUUACUUCUUACGAACCCGGCCAACCACCAGGCGAAGAAAACCAAUACUAUGUACUGAUAUCAAAAAGCGUCCCAAAGUACACGCAAAUAAACCUAAAAUUCGACAUCGAAGCGGUUGUGAUGAUUGACAACUCAACACAGGCCAGAAUUACUACUACACAUGACGACGUUUUCAACUUGCGAUUCUUCGGUGCUGCCAACUCAGUCGGAUUUUUAGUAAAAGGGCCUGCCAAUGGAGCUGUGCCAUACUUUGAGAGCAUACAAAUAAAUAAUGUUGAAUACUGCAAAAAUCCCUUGAAGGGCUAUCUGGACUCUUACAUUUCGGGCUACAAGGUUACCGCUGAGACACAUUCAAAAGCACCGGAUGGCAAAUGCGGCCGUCGUAAAAUCAGCCACACAGAGCUAAUUGUCAAUGGAGCUGACACGAAGCCGGGUGACUGGCCCUGGCAUGCAGCUAUUUAUAGGACAGAUAGAGCGACGGCAAAAUACAUAUGCGGUGGGACCAUCCUAUCCAAACACUUCGUCCUGACAGCUGCUCACUGCACAACGCUCCGAGGCGAACCAAUUUUACCUGAGAUAUUGAACGUCGUCCUUGGAAAAUAUAAUCUAUAUGGAGGAGAUUUAGAAACGCAAGAGAAACAGGUCCACGAAGUACUCGUCCACGAGGGCUUCGUUCGUAAGCAACUGGACAACGAUAUAGCUCUGCUCAAAUUGAAAUCCGAAGUAACUUUUGGGGACUAUGUGCAACCUGCGUGCUUGUGGUAUCCAACGGCCGUUGAUAAAUUACCAAGUGACACAAUAAAAGGGACGGUGGUAGGAUGGGGGUUCGAUCAGAACAAUGCAUUAUCGACCGAGCUCAGACAAGCAACAAUGCCAGUAGAGUCUGAAGUGAGGUGUAUUAAGAAAAAUCCGCUGUUUUAUUCGAAGAUUUUGGACAGCAAAAAAUUCUGCGCAGGGCUGAAUAAUGGCACAUCGGCGUGCAACGGAGACAGCGGCGGCGGCUUCCACGUGUUCGUGCCGGACAGCUCUGGUGACGCUUCCGCCGAUGCCAGUGGCGCAUGGUACGUCUACGGCAUAGUCUCCCUGAGCGUAUCGAGACGCGACGUCGCGCUGUGCGACCCUACUCAGUACGUGGUGUUCACGAAAAUCGCCGAGUACAGGGGCUGGAUAUUGAAAUACGUCCAA
Molecule: messenger RNA, 1305 nt
Organism: Iphiclides podalirius (scarce swallowtail)
Lineage: Eukaryota; Metazoa; Arthropoda; Insecta; Lepidoptera; Papilionidae
Source: the annotation of a GenBank genome assembly